GUCGUUUCGUUGUUUACAAACGCUUUUUAUUCUUCUUAUUUAUUUUCUGUUUAUAAUCUACACCAUAAACAAAGGAACAGAUAAUGAUGCCACUUACAGAGUAUUUAUUGUAUUCACUGGGUAUGAUGGCCACAUCAUUGACUGCUGCUUCAGUUCUUAUUUACAUGAAAAGACCUGAAAUGUUUGUACAGGGAUAUAUGAAGUUGGCAGUUUUAGUCAGUGGAAUGAGAAUUAAGAAGGUCAACAUUAGAGAUAUGACAAUAGCAUAUGGUGAAAGGGGAGAGAAGAAGAAAGGGCAGUCAAGCAUUUUACUGCUACACGGAUUCUCCGCGGAUAAAUUUAUGUGGUCUCCUGUUGUAGGGAAGUUACCAAAUGACUUACAUGUAGUAGCUAUGGAUCUACCUGGACAUGGAGACAGUGAUGUUCCUCCUGACGAUGAAAAUCUGUCAUUUUAUUCACAGAUAGAAAGAAUAAAACAGUUUGUAGUGGCCAUUGGUCUUGACAGUGAUCCAAUCCAUAUAGUUGGACUGUCCAUGGGUGGUGCAUUAGCUGGUGUAUUUUCUGCUGAGUAUCCUCAAAUGGUGGACAGAGUAACCAUGAUGUGUCCUGCAAUGAGGACACCCAUUGAAACAGAUGUAGCAGUAAAAAUCCGAGAGAUUGUGCAAUCCAUUCUUGACACUGGAAAAGAUGAUGCUUUACAUGCCUGCCCGUUAAUACCUAAAACUCCAGAUGAAAUGCAGUUAUUAUUAGAUUUUGCACAAUUCCAUAAACCUAUAUUCAUGACAAAACAGAUUAUACAAGGGGCAGUAGAUAUGAGAAGACCAUACAACAAAUAUUAUUACAGAUUAUUUAAAGCCUUAGCAAUGUUAGAAAACAGCCAGUUAUUAGAAAAGAUUGCUGACAACAUUACAGUUCCAACACAUCUUGUCUGGGGAGAAGAUGAUCAGGUAAUACAUGUAUCAGGAGCAGAGGUAUUAAAAGGAAAACUUCCAAAUCUACAACAGGUUGACAUUAUACCAAGAUGUGGUCAUGCUAUAAACCUUGACAGACCUGGUGCUAAAACUAAAAGUCUUCUGAAGUUCAGGAAGAAACAGAUAAGAGUCCAGUUAUGAUGAAGAGAAAGUUUUUUAUAUAACCAAUUCUGUGAUAGAAAAAUGUUCAAAGUAUUUUAUAUUUUUAUAGACUGGUCAUUUUGAAUUAAGCUUUAUAGGUGUUCAAGUGUUUGUAUUUCUAAAUGUGUUCAGAUAACAAAUACAACCUUAGGUGUUUGAACAUAUUUUCAUGUUUCUCCUUUCCAUAGGUUGUAUAACUCAUGGCAUGGCUCCAAGUAACAAAAAAAAAAUGUCAAAAUACAAAUGGAGGCUUCAACUAUCAUUAGGUCUUGACAUAUGGUAAAGAAUUAACUUGAAAAUUAGAUAAAUGUUAUUUUUAUUUUCUUCUGAGGAGAAUUUUUUUAAUAUAAUUAUUCUUUUUUACUCAUUUGAAUAAAACCAGACAAUUUUAAAACCUUUCAUACAUUUGAAAUUUUUAAUUUGAUUGCAUUGUCAGAACCAAGAUUUUAUAUCCUGAAACAAGAGUUCAUCUUAACCUGGUUUAUUGUUUCAAUAUGGUUCAGAUUAUACAGUAUUCCUUGUAAAGAUGAAAAAGAUAAUUAACCAUUUUCCUGAUUUCAGAAUCUAAAGGAUUAUGGAUCAUUUCAUUGUCUGUACCCAAAAUGAAAAUUACGUCACAUCAUUGGUUGAAUUCCCAUUGUUCAGGAUGUUGUAACUUGUAAGCCAAUUGCAACUUUCUGGUGUACUCCUUACAAAAUAUUACCCAGAAUUCAUUAGAUUCUGAAUCUUCAAAUUGUAAAUAGGGUUCAGUAAGAAUUCCCAUCUAUGCUUUAAUCAAAGUUUUGUAAUUUUUUUAUUUUUGACUAUGCAUUCAUUCAUGAAUGCAUGAGAACCAAGAACCAUUUUAUUCUUCCAAAAAAUCCAAAUGAUAUUUUUAACAGUAAGUAGACAAAGCAUAAGUUUAUAUUCAAAUUAAAAAUACAUAUGUGCCAGCAGUUUUUAUUAAUAAUACCACAAAAUUGUAAUCUACAGGAUUUCAGUAUAAAUAUAUUCUAGUCAGUUAUGAUACUGUAUUUAUUUUUUUAUGAAUAUUUGUGUAAUGUGCAACACUAAAGUUAAAGUGGAUUUUUUUAGCUUUCACCUGUUUUUUUACAGUCCACUAUGUAUAUGAGUGUAAAUAUCACAAGCGUCAUGUUACAUGGGGAAGAUGAUAUUAACAAAUUAAUGACUUUUUGUAGUACAAAGCAUAUUAUGAUAUCAUCAUUUUCAAUUGGUCAUGGUCUAUUGAUUAUUUUAAAAUAAAAUAAAUCACCAUGCAGAACAGAAAUCAUAUAAAAAUCAACAAAAGAAGCAAAUUUCUAUUUAAUCAAAUUCAUCUUCUUUAAUAAGUUGAAGCCAAUCAAAAUGAGCAAAUAUAUUUUAUAGGUUUUAAAAAUGUAAGUUAUUGUGAAUUUUAAUACUUAAUUUUUGUAACUUUUAAUUUGGUAUUUUUAUAUUUUUAUUGGAAAAAUGGUUUUUGAAAAAGAUGAUUAUAGUCAUUAGAAGGCAGUAUAUGAAUGAAUGGAUUCUUACACAACAUUUCAAAUAACAGACACUUCUGUACUUGAAUAUAGGGUUUCAAUCAGUAAUUGUUGAUCCAAAAUGGCAUUUAAACAACUUGGUACCCAAUAACAGCACUCUGGUAGUUGUGUUCAUAGAAGCAGUUUUAAAAUUUCUCAAUCAGUUAAUUAUGUUCUGUUCAGUAUUGUUAAAGCAAUCAACAAUCAUUAUGUAAACUUGAUUGUCUCCUGUUAAUUCUCAGUUACCCAGUUCAAAAAAAAAGACUGAAUGAUAGGAAUUUAAUUUACAGCUGUUUGCCUAUAUAAAGUAAAUUUUCUGACAGAGGUCAAUGCGAAACAUAUUGUCCUAUUUAUCUCUGACAUGUGAGUACAGAUAUUUGAAAGGAACAAUCAUUUUCACAUCUCUUUUUUUAUCAAUAGUCCCAGGGUUAUGUGUUUUAUCAUGUAAUUCUUUUACUUUCAUGAAAAUCAUAGUGCAUAUAGUAUUCAGCAUGGUAGAAGUAUGGAAGUCAUGAUGAUAUUGUUGUUCCUGAACUAAUCAUGAAUUUCUAAUUUAAAUUUAGAUUUAAAGUUGUUGGAGGCAACACUUAAGUUUUAUUUUAUCAUUCUUUAUUUGUAGAUAUAUAAAAACGGUUUUAGUGGCCAUUUUAUCAUUCAAUUGAACUUCUCAUUUUGCAUAUUAAGGAAAUCAACAUAAUUAUGUUGUCCGAGGCUUUUCUGAAUCAUCUGUUUGAUACGUUCCAAAAAUCCAUGACGACAAUUGAAACAUUAACAUAACCAUUUUGAAUUUAAAGAAAAAGAAGAUGAAAAUUGAAAGUUUGAAGUAAGGGAUAGUUCAUUUAAUGUUUUACCCAACCAUGACGGACAGUUUCCGUGUUAACCACUAAUAGUAAAAAGGAAACUCAUAAAUGUAAUGCAAAAGAAGGAAAUGAUAUAUGAAAUCAUAUUGAAGGAUUAAUCUGAUUUCGAUGGAAGCUAGAUAUGAAAAAAAAUUCAGAUUGACAUCCUGGAUGUGUUAUUUCCCAGAUGGAAGUCUUUAAAAUAGCUUUAGUUUAAUUGUUAUUCAUAAAUUUAAUGUGUUGUAUUUUUAAAGAUUGUAAGAUUGUCAGAGAGAGGUUUCAUUGAACAUGUUUUUGCCAAGAUGUUUGUUUUUAUCCAAAGUCCAAUGGAAUAUCAAAAGAUAUAUGUAAUAUUUUUUAUAGCACAAUUCUAAUAUGAAGUUCUUCUUUCGCUUUGGAAACAAAGCCAUGUUCUAAUUCCAAUAAAACAUGGGCUGCACAUGAUUGACGUCACAAUUGAAAUUACAAUGUCAGCUGUGUUUUGAACAACGCCAGGAAUCAAAAUGGACAUUUGUAUUGGUGUAGCUCGCUAGGAAAUUAAAAAUCAUUCUAAAAGUAAGUUUACAUGUAUCUGUUCAUUUGUUUAUCGUGAAAUUGUUGAUUUUCUAUAACGUUUUGGCUUCAUCAAAUCAAAAUGGAUGCCUUUGAACGUGUAUUAUAGGUAGGCUUCGAAGUACAAAAGUUCUAAAUUUUCCUAUAAGAAUCGAAAUAAUUCUAUCAUGCCAUGUUCUAUGCUCAUUUUAACAUGGGUAGGCAUUAUAUUUGUCAACAUUUUACACCUGGCUUAUGCUCGGUACAUGUAUAAAAUAUUGACAAAUAUAAUUUUUUCCCUCUUUUGUUAAUCUUCCCUAACACCUUCAUCCAAGGGCAGUAUGUUUAAGGAGUUAUUGCCC
This is a messenger RNA of Mytilus californianus (California mussel), 4343 nucleotides long. RefSeq names its product monoacylglycerol lipase ABHD6-like. The transcript is spliced from 9 exons. Lineage: Eukaryota; Metazoa; Mollusca; Bivalvia; Mytilida; Mytilidae. The record is from RefSeq and is a predicted model, not a curated record. The coding region runs from base 84 to 1112 and encodes 342 amino acids.